CAUUUUUCGGGAUUAAUUCAGGAGUUACCGCAGCUAACUCCGUUGCUGAAUCCAAACAUAACUCUCAAAAUUUUAGGGAGUUUGUGAGAUUUUCGUUGGCAACAUUGUUAAUAAUUGACAGCUGUAUACUAUUGUGAAUGAAAAAUAAGAACAGUGACAGCCAUUUUACGUUUAAAUGUAAACAAAGUUAUUUUGAAAAGCGACAAUUAAAGAUAAAAAGUAAGUAAUUUUAGUAUUUUGCAUUGCCUUCUAAACGAAAAUUACUAUCUUUGUUUUAAUUUCAGAUGGCUGGCAGAAAAAAGCGUUCAGGGUGGACCGUAAAGGAUGAGUUGGAGCUGCUGGAAAAAUGGGAGGCACGUUCCCACGACCUCCGGCGUGCAAAGCGAAAUGCUCAUAUAUACAAUAGAUUUCGCAGGAAAUGGCACAAAAAUAUACCGCCGAGGAAAUUCACUGCAAAGUAAAAAACAUUACCAAGAAAUACAGAGAGGAGAAAACCAAAAUUGGCCCUUCUGGUGGUAGUCCCUCGCCUUGGAGGCAUUAUAAUGCUGUGAAUCGCAUAGUAGGGUGUACUGCCGUUAAUUCGGCUUUGUAUAUAGAGGCCUACUCGUAUUCCGAGAAUUCAACAUUAACACAAUUGUUGCCGCCGUCCGACCCACCAUUAUCACCUCCGUCACCAUCGCCAUCAUGUCGGCUGCCACCUUCGUUGCCGUCACCACCACCAUCAUGUCCGCUGCCACCUUCUUUGCCGUCACCACCACCAUCAUGUCCGCUAGCACCUUCGUUGCCGUCACCACCACCAUCAUGUCCGCUGCCACCUUCGUUGCCGUCACCAUCACCAUCAUGUCCGCUGCCGUCACCAUCACCUUCAUCAGCAACAAGAAAACGCAAUUUUAGCGCCGAGUUGUUAAAGUCCUAA
Molecule: messenger RNA, 916 nt
Organism: Bactrocera neohumeralis
Lineage: Eukaryota; Metazoa; Arthropoda; Insecta; Diptera; Tephritidae
Exons: 4
Coding region: 419-916 (165 amino acids)
Source: RefSeq, a predicted model, not a curated record